AGAGACGGACGUCGGACGUCGGACGUGGUGCUGCACGACUGCAGCGCAGCACCAGCUGUAGCAAAAUCCAAUUGGAUAUGAAGACUCAGCGCAAGACGAAGACAGCCAUGAAGUCCAAGACGAAGAAAGUUCCGACGUGGCUGCGGGGGAAGCGCGAGAUCGAGGCGCUGCGUCUAGAGCGCGAGGAGCUGGAGACCGCGUUGCUCUUCUCCGAGAUGAAGCGGGUCUCAAGCACGAGCUCGAGGGAGUUCGUCGAGGCGAACUUGAAUCAAUUGAGGGCCAAGACAGCUGCACUACUCGCAAGACAGCACCGACAAGCGGCGGAAGACGAGAACAAGCAGCUUAAGAGGAAGUUGCAGCUUUAUUUGACGCAAAGUGAGGCGCUGCGAACGACGCUAGCGACCGCUGCAUCGAUCCCUGGGGCUCUUCGUGUGGAGAUAAACACGCACUACAAGCUUCGCUUCAGUGAGGACGCGUUCCGGAAGAUGGCGAUGGAGACGUCGACGCCCUCACAAUUCGUUGAGACUAAACGUGAUGGUGGGGCAGUGAAGCUGUCACUCGUUGAGUUGCUGCCGUUUGAGAGCGAUGCGUCGUCGGCUGCGAUGUGGGCGAUGAUUGAAACGGGCAAGUUCCCUAAUGGGGACCACUCGCGUGUGGCCAGACUCUCGGAAAAUACCUUUGCGGUACAUUCAAAUGUUUCGCUGCAACUCGCGUCUGGGAGCAGCAUUGGUAUCAACGGUCACAGUGUGAUCAAGCGGCUGUACACAGCAGCAGGCAGCGGAAUUCUGACCGAAUCGUGUGCGGAAUGGACCCUCAGUCUCCCAGACUCGGGCACUUGGACCCAUGUGACUCGAGAGACGGGAUGCUUCGUUAUUCGGCAGUACUGCGCUGAAGGCCAGUAUCGCCCCAUAAAGCCCAAGCCGAAGAAAGUUCCGACUUGGCUCAAGACGAAAAGGGAGAUCCAGGCGCUGCGCCAACAGCGAGAGGAGCUCGAGGCCUUCCUGCUCUUGUCGGAGAUGGGGCAGACCGCAAGCAUCAGCUCCAGGGCGUUCGUCGAGGCCAGCCUACGUCAAUUAAGAGCCAAGACGACUGCGUUGCUGGCGAAACAACGCCGACAAGCCGCUGAAGACGAGAACGAGCGACUGAAAGCGUGUGUGAACCAAUUCGAGGCGUUCCGAGCAACGUUGGCAGCAGCCGAGUCGGUCUCCGGUGCUCUUCAAGCGGAGAUGAACGCGGCUUAUACGCUCCGUUUUGAUGACAAUAGCAUCUUCGAUAUGCUGGAGAAGACGCUGGACGCGAGGAUCUCGGAGUUGGCUGAGGCCUUUCGGAAGAUGGCGAUGGAGAAGUCGACGGACCCGCAGACGUCUGAAAUUCAACUCGGAAGCGGGAAAGAGCUGGAGACCCGCCUGCUCUUCAUGGAGAUGAAUUGUAUGACGACGAACCACACGAGCGGCUUUAUUGAGAUGAACUGCCACCAAACACGAGCGAAGGCGGAUGCGUUAGUGUCAAAGCGUCGACGAGAAGCUGCGGAAGACGAGAACAAGCGACUGAAGAAGCAGGUCCAGGGCUGCCUAAAACAAUGCGAGGCGUUCCGAACAACUCUAUCAAGUGCAGACAUUCAGACGAGUACUCUUGUACACAGUGCCAUGGCUCCAAGCACUGCUCUUCGUGUGGAACUAGUAGCGGGUCGCAGUCUUCGAUUCGGCGAUUCAAGUGUACUCGACAUGCAUGAGAGAAGACUGGACGCGAGGGCCUUUGAGCUGAGUGACGCCUUCAACAAGAUGACGCUGGAGAAUUCGACUGACGGGCAGUUUGACACUCAAUUUCUGAAUGAUCAGAUUGGAGCAAUUCAGCUCUCUCGUGUCGAGUUGGUACCGUUCGAGCGCCAAGUCCGGUCUUCAGCCAUGUGGGCGAUUGUCGGGGCCGGCGAGUUCCCGAAAGGAGAACACUCGCGCGCGGCUAGACGCUCGAAGAAUGCGUUUGCUGUUCAUUCGGUCGUGACGCUGCAUCUCGCGUAUCGACAUCAAUGGUCACAGCGUGGUGAAGCGGUUCCAAGCGCCAACUGGAAGCGGUAUGCUGGUGGAGGCGUGCUCUGA
Molecule: messenger RNA, 2096 nt
Organism: Phytophthora sojae
Lineage: Eukaryota; Oomycota; Peronosporomycetes; Peronosporales; Peronosporaceae
Exons: 4
Coding region: 78-2096 (672 amino acids)
Source: RefSeq, a predicted model, not a curated record